Molecule: messenger RNA, 2059 nt
Organism: Portunus trituberculatus (swimming crab)
Lineage: Eukaryota; Metazoa; Arthropoda; Malacostraca; Decapoda; Portunidae
Product: methyltransferase-like protein 23
Exons: 2
Coding region: 56-745 (229 amino acids)
Cellular component (GO): cytoplasm; nucleus
Source: RefSeq, a predicted model, not a curated record
GAGUGAGCGGCGUGUAAACAAUUAUAGAAAGCGGCCCGGGUCCCUGCCUCCCUCCAUGGCCGAAGUCUCGCCGCAUACACGCAAGUUCCUCUUCCGAUCCUCCGGCAGCAGGAAUCCUCCCGCCGAGUGUCUGGAGGUGCUUAUCCCAGAGGUGGUAAGCCCCAGCUAUGGCAUGUACACUUGGCCCUGUGCCCCAGUGUUGGCACAGUAUGUGUGGCACCACCGCAGGGCCUUUGCCAACCGCACAGUCCUAGAAAUUGGUGCUGGCACGGCGCUUCCAGGGAUCGUGGCCGCUAAGUGUGGUGCCCAGGUGAUCCUCUCCGACUCAGGACAGCUGCCCAAGUGCCUCAGGAACUGCCAGGUGUCUUGUCAAGCUAAUGGCUUGGCUGGCUCUGUGGCAGUGAUAGGCCUCACAUGGGGGGUGUUCACACCUGAACUGCUGCACCUGGGGCCAGUUGAUGUCAUCCUGGGAUCUGACUGCUUCUAUGACCCCUCAGUGUUUGAGGACAUUCUAGUGACAGUGUCCUAUCUUCUGGAACACAAUCCUGGGGCACACUUCAUCUUUUCUUAUCAGGAGCGAGCCUCAGACUGGUCCCUGGAGCACCUGCUGCACAAGUGGAAUUUGUCGUGCACACAGCUGCCUUUAUUGAACUUUGAUGCUGACACAACCAACAUAGCUGAGUCCAACUUGCCUGGCUCUCACACCAUUCAUGUGUUUCAGAUCACCAGGACCUCCACCACCUGAGAACUGAGGCAAGAGCCGUGGGCUGUCUUGUCAGUUGUGCCCAGCACAGAGAAGACGCUGCACAGUUGAACCAUUCUCAGAAGCUAGAUGGCAUCUCGCAACGUAUUCAAGGUGUUUGUUGGCAACCUGCCGUGGACAGUGGGACACAAGGAACUCCGUCAGCACUUUGCACAGUUUGGUUAUGUCGUGAGCUCAAAUGUAAUAUUUGACCGAUCCACUGGGAUGAGUAAGGGCUUUGGCUUUAUUCAGUUUGGCAAUAAGAAUGGCUAUGAUUCUGCUAUGAACAAAGGCUCACACCUGUUAGAGGGACAUAUAUUGGAUGUUAACCCAACCAAGUAGCUUAAGAAAGUGUCUGUACAGGUGACAACAGUAGUUUUCAUGUUAGACUGUAAUCUCAGUGGUGGAAUUCUUAGAUUCAACAUGGAUGAUUUAGACUGUGCUCCCAUUGAGGGAGAAGUGGAAGUUCUGUUCAACAAAGCUGCUUCAUACUUACAAACACUUGCCUCUAGCUUGCCCCAAGACAAAUUACUGCAUUUCUAUGCAAGAUACAAGCAAGCAACUGAAGGUCCUUGCAAUAUUCCCAAGCCUGGCUUCUUUGAUUUUAAGGGCAAGCAGAAAUGGGAUGCAUGGAAGGAUAUGGGUGACAUGAGCAAACACAAUGCCAUGAUUGAAUAUGUGAGUGCCAUGAGAGAAACUGACCCUGAAUGGGAACUGAAGGCAAGCAGUGACAAAAGUGGAGCCUACUCCUCCAGUUGGAUGAGGGUCAGCACUCUUCAGCAGCAACCAGAUGAUUUCACAAAGGACGAAGACAAGAACCCCUUUGACUGGGUCAAAGAAAAUAAUGUGGAGAAGGUAAAAAACCUGGAGCUAGGAAAAAUAAUGGAGAAGGAUGAGAAUGGAAUGACUCUCCUCCACUGGGCUGCAGACAGAGGCCACCAAGAGAUAGCCAAGUAUCUCCUGGAGCAGAAGCUAGAUGUCAACGCCAGAGACAGUGAGGGACAGACAGCCCUGCACUACGCUGCAUCGUGUGGCCACCUGGAGGUCAUUAGAGUCCUGUUGGAUCAUGGAGGAGACCCAACCAUCCAGGACUCUGAUGGACUCCAGCCAGAGGAAUGUGCUGAAGAGGCUGAUGUCAAAUUGUUCUUUAAAAAUUUAUAAGCAUAAGAAACCAUUUUUCCAGCAGCCUUUCAUGUCAUUCAGUUGUUUUUUGUCAUCUUCUGAAAGUUUUAUAUUAAGAAGUCAGGCACACCACUAAAUGCAUACUUUCAGUUCUGUACAAAGGAUUUUUGUAAUAAAGACUUAAGUACACUUAAA